This is a messenger RNA of Dermochelys coriacea (leatherback sea turtle), 3595 nucleotides long. RefSeq names its product perforin-1-like. The transcript is spliced from 4 exons. Lineage: Eukaryota; Metazoa; Chordata; Testudines; Dermochelyidae. Gene Ontology annotation, molecular function: calcium ion binding; pore-forming activity. Gene Ontology annotation, biological process: leukocyte mediated cytotoxicity; immune response. The record is from RefSeq and is a predicted model, not a curated record. Bases 278 to 2137 code for a protein of 619 amino acids. Gene Ontology annotation, cellular component: membrane attack complex.
UCCCCCAGUGUGGCACUAGGAGGUGCUGUGCUUCUGGGCAUGGGGCUUAGCAGGGGGCGUUCUCGGGUACGCAAUGGCCCCAGUGACUCGGUGCAGGGUUUGUCUCACUCUGGUUUCCUUUCAGCUUCUCUAACUCCUCAUACUCUAGGACGAGACUCAUGGGAACCACGUUUGAUCCCCCACAGGGGUGGAACAAUUACUGGCCACAGCUUCCUUCCCAGCUGGCUGUGGCUGGAGGUGUAAACGGGGGCAGAAACUCAGCGCUGGGGGGAGCGUGAUGACGGCUGAGACACUGAGAACACAGAAGCCCAUUUGUGGUCACUUGAUCCAUCUUAAAAGCACGUCUCUCCCAGCAGAGACACAUCCCAGCCCUGGCUGCCGACAGGCCCCGGAUCCUAAAUAUACCUCAGCUUGGCUCCUGAGACAGGAGGGUUCAGAGGCCGACAACCCCUCCUGGGUGGGGGAACCCGUCACAUCAGCCAUGCCCAGAUUUGGUGCCUUCAUCCCCAUCCUCCUCUUCAUCUUCCCUGGGGCCUCCUCCCAUUGUCACACAGGCACGGCCAAUGAAUGCAAGACGCACACGGCCUUUGUGCCCGGACACAGCCUGGCUGGGGAGGGCAUUGAUGUGACCACAAUGGGCAGGAAGGGGGCCUACCUGGUUGACAGCAGCCUCUGGCAACACCAAGACGGCACCUGCACCCUGUGCCGGAACCGACUUCAAGGAGGGGAGCAGCAGAGGCUGCCACUGGCUGCAGUGGACUGGAGGGUCCACGUCUCGUGCCAACGGAAGCUGAGUAGCUCAGUGCAGCAAUCGGCAAUGGGCAUGAUGGAGUCUGCGGCAUCCAUGGUGAAGAACAACUGGAAGCUGGGGCUUGACGUGCCUGUGAAGCCCAAGAUUAAUGUCCAGGUGGCGCUGGCCGGAUCGCACUCCAACCUGGCCAAUUUCGUGGUAGAUCAUAUGCGGAUGGACAAACACAGCUUCGUGAGCCACGAGUUUUCCUGCGGCUAUUACAGGUUCCGGGUCAGCGAGAUGCCCCCCCUCACCAACCAUUUCGCUCUGGCGCUGGAGUACCUCCCCGACCAGUACGACAGCAAAUCCAAACUGGAGUACCAGCAGCUAAUCAGCAACUACGGCACCCACUACAUGUCCCAGCUGCAGCUGGGGGGCCGGGUACGGGAUGUGACAGCUGUGCGGGUCUGCGAAGCAACAAUGAACAGCUUGUCUGAUGACGAGAUCAAGGACUGCUUGAGCAUGGAGGCGGCUGUGAGUAUCGGAAUAGGCUCGGUCGAGGGUGGGUACAGCAAGUGCGAGGAGGAGAAGAAGAAGGGGAAGGUCAAGGGGAGCUUCCAUGAGACGUAUCGGGAGUGCCACGUGGAGGUGGAGGGAGGAGAGAGCACGACUGACGUGCUCUUCUCCGGGAGUGAUGCCACGGUCUUCUCAGCCUGGAUAGAGAGCCUCAAAGCCAACCCUGGCCUGGUGUCCUAUUCGCUGCACCCCAUCCACAUCCUGCUAGAGCAGGAUGAUCCCAAGCGGGAGGCACUGAGGCAGGCAGUCAGUGAGUACAUCCGUGAGAGGGCCCUGUGGAGGAAUUGCACCCAAAGCUGCCCCCCAGGGACUCAACGCAGCACCCAUGACCCCUGCUCCUGCGUCUGCCCUGGGGAUACCAUGACCAACACCAUGUGCUGCUCACGGGAGCGCGGCCUGGGGAAGUUGAUGGUGACAGUGAAGAAGGCCAGUGGCCUGUGGGGGGACCAAUCUACUGCUACGGAUGCCUUUGUCAAGGUCUUCUUUGAGAGAAGGGAGAUCCGGACCAACACCAUCUGGAACAACAACAGUCCUGUCUGGUACAUCCCCUUGGACUUCGGUACCGUCCACAUCACCAGCGCCAGCAAGAUCCGAGUCCAGGUCUGGGACGAGGACAACAAGUGGGACGAUGACCUGCUGGGAAGCUGCGACAUCCCGCUGGAGUCUGGGGGGUCCCACCAGAAAGACUGCUACCUGAACCACGGCCGCAUCUGGUUCCAGUACAGCCUGCGCUGUGGGCCCCACCUCGGGGGCCGGACCUGCUUUGACUAUGUCUGCCAGCCACCCCAGCAGAGCCCAGCCAAGGGGAAGGAGGUGAUGGCCUUCUGGUGAGCCCCUUAGAUAGGGGAUCGGAGAGGGGCAUGUGUGUGCAUUGAUCGUUAGUGCUCCCUGUCCCCCGGAGCAUUUCCUAGCUCCCGCUCUGCUGACACUACUGAGCUUCAUGCUGUCACCCCUGCUCGGGGAACGGUGUCUCCUAUGCCACAAGAGACGAUCUGCUCCUGUGGGCCCAUCAUCCUCACAGCUCCCUCUGGGAAAAUAUCCCAGAUCCAUCAGACCAGUGUGUCCAAUGAUUCCAGUCAUGCAAUUUAACUAAGCAAAAUAUAUAUCUAUGGCUCCAACCUAUCUGCCCCACCCCAUCAAACCACCCGUCAGCCAACCAACCCACAAAUUGUUUCAUUUAUGUUAUCCAACAUAGUCAGCCAGCUAACCACCAACCAAUGAAUGUAUCCAGUGCAUCCAAACAAACAAUAAAUGUUAUCUAGCAUAUCCAAUGUAAAAAGCCAGCCAACCAGCCAAUCAACCAAUGAAUGUGGUUAGGCUGUCCAAUGUAACCAGCAAACCAACAAAUUUAUUUAGCAUAUCCAGCCAACCUUCCAACCAAUUCAACCAAUGUAUCCAAUGUAUCCGUCCAACCAACCAAUCAGUGUAUGUAUCUAGUGCCUCUGGUGUAUACAAGAAACUAAUGCCUUAUGUACGUCCAACCAACAUGUGUAGCCAGUGCAAGCAACCAACCAAUGAAUGUCAAGUACACCCAGUCAACCAAUAUGUGCUGGCAAUGCAACUAAUCCCUCAGCCCAUGUAUCCAUCCACCCACUGUAAUUAUCUGUCUAGUGCAUCCAGCUGAAAAGAGAUCAUCAGAAGCAAAGCUAAGCCCCUGUCCUAUUGUGGCAUCAGGGAUUAACCCUCUGCAGAAACCCAAAGAUAUUCCAGGGAUGGACAUGGUUCUGAACACCUGGGGGAUGGGCUGGGCUCCUGGAGGGAGGAUUCACUAGGGGACUGUUCUCUAACUGUCAUUUAUCUUACUUUCCACUACUUCCCAGCAGCUUUGGGAUUAAUUAUCUCAUCCUGAAUGUGCAGGCACAACCCACCAUCCCUGCUCAGAUGAUCAGCAGUGAUGUGGAUAUACCACUUGCUUUUGGUAGGAAGUCAUGCCACAGGGCUGUUGAAUCCAGCUGUCAUCAGGCUCAGGGAGAGGGCAGUGCAUUGGGAUCACAUUGGGAAGGGCAAAUUCCCCCUAAUUCGGGGAUUAAAGCAUUUUACUGCUUCACCCCAUCUGCAUCUGUGAGAGCUUAGAUUAAUAGCUCCAUUGUGCAGUUAACUGGUGAAUGAUGGUUGUUAACUCUGAACCCUACUGACUGCAAGUUAAAUAUCUCCUGCCUGGAAAACUGCCAUGCAGCUUUGCAGCUCCACAGCAAAAUUAUUUGCUUCUGGGAGGAUUCCAGCUCUCUGAAUGUCUUACAAAGGUAUCUCCCUGCUUCAAUAAAUGUGUGUGAAAGCAAAUUUCUAAGC